This is a messenger RNA of Drosophila eugracilis, 2932 nucleotides long. RefSeq lists its product as uncharacterized. Gene Ontology annotation, cellular component: plasma membrane. The transcript has 7 exons. Bases 824 to 2296 code for a protein of 490 amino acids. NCBI's taxonomy places the organism in Eukaryota, Metazoa, Arthropoda, Insecta, Diptera, Drosophilidae. The record is from RefSeq and is a predicted model, not a curated record. Gene Ontology annotation, molecular function: G protein-coupled receptor activity. Gene Ontology annotation, biological process: G protein-coupled receptor signaling pathway.
GUCCAUUGUCUCGGCUUAGUUGCGCGCUCAUUGUCCUGAUGGUUGGACGAACUGGCCAAGAAAUCAAAAACUCAAUCAGCCGACAAGCUAAGCAGCAGAGCAUUUGAAAACCGGCGGGAAAGUUAACAAAAAUUAUUCUUUCUUAAUCAAUUGUAUUAGCACCUCUUGCAGUAAACAAACGAAUUCUAUUCCGGGAAUUAGCAAUUAAUCGAAAAAAUAUUGCCUCCACUUACAGAAGUUUUUUGGCUUUUGAAAAGAAGAAAAAAGAAAACGAAAUUAAAAACAAAACUAUGCCGCAAAAAUAUAUUGAGCUUUGUGAAAACAAGAACUCUCAGAAGUUUUGAGGAAAAAACUUUUUAUGUGUGGCAAAAGUUUUUAAAUUUACCUGGCGUUCCUUCUUUGUUUACAUCAUUACGAAUUGUGGGCAAAAAAUAUAUCUCGACGAUAAUGAACUCAAAGUGAACAGCAAUCGGGAGUUUCAAUAAGUUUGCCGAAAGAAAAACUUUCCAAAGAAGUUUAAAAAAAAUUCUUAAUUAAGAUUUGGUUAAGCGGAAACGGGGAUUCGUGUGAAAAAUUCACCAACCAAUCGAAACUUUAGAUGGCUGACAUGUGCCGAAUGAAAUAGUUUUGGGACUUUUUAACAUUCCAUUCAAAUGGACAAAUAUCUGCCCAAAGAUGAGCAAUUAAUUCUGGCCUUUGAACCAAAUCAAUUAAAAUAGUGUUUGACAAAAAAAGUUAAAGUAAAGUGCAGCAAUGGAUGCGUAAAACCAAAAGUUAAAAGUUAAAGUGUGUUGCAAGUUUUUUGAAAUAAAAUCAAUUAUAAAUGACUAUAGCCAGUACGAACAUGGAUAUGGAGUAUACGGCCAGCACUAGUGGCAACAUAUCAGCUACUACGGAAGCGGAAUUUGGACAGACUAUAGGUGAACCCAAUGUCACGGAUGCCACAGAAAUGGAUACGAAUGAAUCAGCUAACGAGGAUGAGGAGAUGCUGAGGAUAGCUUUCUUUAUAGGGGAUUUCGUACAUCAAUACUACAUUCCCGUACUCUGUUGCACGGGCAGCAUUGGAAAUAUCCUAUCCGUGUUUGUUUUCUUCAAAACCAAGUUAAGGAAGCUAUCCUCAAGCUUUUACCUGGCCGCUCUGGCCGUCAGCGAUACCUGCUUCUUGGCUGGACUCUUUGCCCAAUGGCUGAACUUUCUCAAUGUGGAUAUCUACAAUAGGAACUACUUCUGCCAGUUCUUCACCUUCUUCAGCUAUUUGGCCAGCUUUUGCUCCGUUUGGUUUGUGGUGGCCUUCACCGUGGAGCGUUUUAUAGCAGUCAUUUAUCCACUGAAACGCCAGACCAUGUGCACCGUGCGCCGGGCCAAGAUUGUGCUCUUUUGCCUCACUCUCGUGGGCUGUCUGCACUGUUUGCCCUAUAUACUAAUUGCCAAGCCGGUAUUUAUGCCGAAACUGAAUGCAACCAUCUGCGAUCUCAACUCGGAAUACAAAGAACAACUGGCCCUCUUCAACUACUGGGACUCGAUUGUCGUCUACGCGGUGCCCUUCACCACCAUCGCCGUCCUAAAUACUUGUACAGGUUGCACGGUUUGGAAAUUUGCCACCGUUCGCCGCACGCUGACCAUGCACAAAAUGAAACCCCAAACGAACAGCAUGCCAUCGAACUCGUCUAACUCAUCCGGAGGAACGUCUGCAGUGACCUCGUAUCGCAUUUCGACAUCCCUGAAACGGCAGAAGUCAACGGGAACGCAUCCAAGCGGACAGCAUAAUGUAGCCAUCAGGCAGCCGGAUGAGCAGGAACAACAACAGUCACAACCGCAGCAGCAGCAACAGCAGCAGCAUCAAAUAAACAAUUGCCAACACCAUUGCGAGAUUACACAGAAACCAGCUCGUCGUAAGGUACAAAACUCAUCGCAGAUCAAGGUUACCAAAAUGCUGCUAAUUGUCUCAACGGUUUUUGUCUGCUUGAAUUUGCCCAGCUGCCUGCUACGCAUCGAGGCUUAUUGGGAGACGGAGUCGGCCAGAAACGAGAACUCAACAAUUGCCUUGCAAUAUAUUUUUCACGCUUUCUUCAUCACAAAUUUUGGCAUCAAUUUUGUGCUUUACUGCGUCAGCGGACAGAAUUUCCGCAAGGCCGUAUUGAGCAUUUUCCGGAGGGUUUCAUCCGCUCAACGAGAGGCGGGAAACACCCAAGUCACGGUUUCGGAAUAUUGUCGUAAUACUGGCACAUCCACGCGACGCCGGAUGAUGACGCAACAUUGCUGGAACGAAAUGCAUGAGUUGCAUCCACUCAAGUGAACAGGAAAAAAAGAACUUAGCGGCCCCAAAGGCCAUUGAAAGAUGUGAAUUCGCGAAAUACGCCGCGGGAUAAGCAGGAAUUUCGUUUUUAAUUAGAUUUCAGCAAACAUAAUAUAAGAGGACAAAGGACAAAAAAAGUAAACAUUAGUUCACAGAAUUGAGAAAUAAAAGCGGAAUUCAUUUGCUUGCGAAGGCCGAGCAAAAUGAAAUUCGAAAAAAAAAACUGAAAUCAAAAGAAGGAAUGUAUUGUAUACACAGAAAAAUAUUUAUUUAGGUGUUUAACUAACCAUAUAGUAAUGUAUUAAUUCGAUUUUGAUUUGCUUCCGAAAGUUGUACGCAUAUUCAAACAGCUGUUAAAUAAACCUCAAACCAAUUAAAAUCCGCACGCUAACCUAAUUGAAAAUCGAACCACAGAAUUUGAAAACGUCAAACGUAAAACCCAAUAGAUUAAAUUAAUAAAAAACUUAUUACAGUCUAACCAACCGACACGAAAAUGUAUUCAUGUAAUAAAUGUUAAUUUCGUUAAAUGAAAAGCCGCCCAGAGUGAGUUUUGAUUGGAUUCCCAAUUGCGACCCACAACAACAAGUAUUUAAAACAUUUUCCAAUUGACUUAACCUGAUAAGGUAAUUUGGUUAA